UUCUUUGUUUAAUUUCUAUUUCUUCUUCUUUGUCUUUGCUAAUUUGCUUCUACUUUCUUCUUCUUCUUCUUUAUCGUGAACCAAACAGAAUUCCUGAGGGAAAAAAUAAAGAAAAAAAUUAAAAGCUGAUGUUAGUUUAUAAAUAAAUGUUGAGGAUCUAAAGCCGAGCGAAACAAAGAGAGACGGAGGAGACGAGAAUUUGAGGAAUUGUUUGAUGCAAUCGAAGUGGUUGGAGGAAAGUUUUUGCUGGUUCUGGAAACUAAUUGUGAAGAUUUCUUUUGUUUUAUGUUGAAGUUUUUGAGAAUCCAUACAUUUGGAAGAUUACAGAGCUGUUUUCUGGAGAAAUUUGGACUGAAUUCGUCUGCAGAUAGGCAGAUCAAUUGCUGACAUAUUCAAAGGAUUAGAAUCCUGUAUCACAAGAGAGCCCGGAGAAUAGGCUGUAAAUGUCAUUAUUUUGUUGAAAUCCAAAGUAAAUUUGUGUUCAUAACCAUAAGACUGAAGCAAAGUUGUAACGGCUAAGGCUGAGUGAUUUCAGGUGUACACGAAAGGAUGGAGAAGGACUCACUAAGGAGCAAUAAUAACAAUGGUAUCGUUAAUAGCACUAACUACAGCAGAGAUAGAGCCGCCGGAGCAGGAGUCCACGGCGGCUUGUUAAGAUCCAGCUCGGAUCCGGCCAAGCAAACGGCGUCGUCUUCUGCUUUCGUUUUGCAGUGGGGAAAUCGGAAGCGUCUCAGGUGUAUGAAGAUGCAGGUCAAAGACGACCAGUCUGGACCGGUUAAUCGAACCACGGUUCGAGUCGACCGCCGAGUCGUGAGGGCCGACAAUGACUCUUCAAAUCAGCCUAGCAAUAAUAAUCACGGGAACGGAUAUUUAACAUCCGUCACGGCCUGCUUCCCUCAGGCUCCUCCACCUCAGCGCAUCUCAGGGCUGAAUUAUUUUCAAUAGGCUCAUAUAUAUUUG
Molecule: messenger RNA, 960 nt
Organism: Hibiscus syriacus
Lineage: Eukaryota; Viridiplantae; Streptophyta; Magnoliopsida; Malvales; Malvaceae
Exons: 5
Coding region: 550-945 (131 amino acids)
Source: RefSeq, a predicted model, not a curated record